Messenger RNA from Setaria italica (foxtail millet), 819 nucleotides. Its product is annotated as nuclear pore glycoprotein p62-like. The transcript is spliced from 3 exons. Lineage: Eukaryota; Viridiplantae; Streptophyta; Magnoliopsida; Poales; Poaceae. Bases 1 to 819 code for a protein of 272 amino acids. The record is from RefSeq and is a predicted model, not a curated record.
AUGGGGACGGCGGCGGCGACAGAGGAGGGAGUGCUUGCCUCCGCGGCCGCGGCGGAGGAGGCAGCGGCGACGGAAGUGGGGACCUCCACCCCAGAGGUCCCGGCGGAGGUGGCACCGGCGGCGGAGGCGGAGGUGUCCGCUAGAGGGGCUUCAGCAGGGGUGGAGGAGCCUGCCUCGGCGGUUGCGGCGGAGGGCGAGGUGGCCACGGGGAUACUUGUUCCGCCGCCUGCGUUGGAGGCGGUGGCGCCGUCGGGCGGGUCCGCGGCGGCCCCGACAGUGACAGGUGCGCAGGCGCCGGGACCGUCGGCGAACCCGGCGGCUUCUGGGAUGAUGGAGCCUGCUUCGACGGCGGCGUCGGGAUUGGCUCCCGCCUCGGCUUUGGCCACUUCUGUUCCCAGGGUGUGGAGAUGGCUCUCCAAGAAUGCAGUUGCUGCCGCCCAGGGGGUCAUCAACGACCUGCAAGGGCACGAGCAAGCCGCGCAGGAGGACGUACGGCGGUCGGAGGCCAAACUUCAAGCCGUUGUCGAUAAGGCCCAACUCGACCACGAGGAACUCCAGGCUGCUACUGCCGAGAAGGCCUGCCUUGAUGCCGAGGAGCUCGGACGGCUGAGGGGAGAUCUUGAUGCCCUUCAGAAGACUGUCGAGCGCAUCCGGCGCGAGUGGCAAAAGGCCUGGCAGGAGCGGGAUUUCGAGGCAGCUCGGAAGAACGAGGCUGAGAAGAUGGCGGCCGAGCUUGGCGCGGAGGUCGGUCAGCUUCGGGCGCAAGUGCAGGGGCUCCAAACCGCUGUGUCCCAGGGGCCGACCGGGAGCGUGAGCUGA